UAAAAGAAAGCAAAUGCUUGAAUAAUCUAAGAAAAGAAAUGUAAACGUAAAUGAAUUAUAUAAAAAUUAGUUUGGUAAAAACGCUUACAUUUUAAGACCAGUAUUACACGCAAUUGAUCGCAGGCAAGGUUACAUCGAUGGCCAAGAAAUAAAAGUCAAUUUUUAUUUUUAUCAUUGUGAAGAUCAAGUAAAAUUCCUAAAACAAAAGAUCAAUUAAGUGCAUUUUCCCCUACGAAUAAAGACUUAAUUUAAAAUAAAAGUGAAAAAAAAAUAAAAAAAAAAAAUAAAAAAAACCAGAAAAACAAAUCAGAAUAUGCAUUUGCUAUUAAAGAAACAAGAAGAACAACGAUAGCAUGACACGAGACGGUGAAAUACCAGCUAUUUUUAAUCCGAAGACUCAUCGGGUACGUACACCUUCCGUGGUGGUUACCGGUGAUUCUCCGAACGGUCCUUACGACGGUGGUUUUACCAACAUUCUAAACACAAGUAAUCCUCAGAUAACCCACCAAGACUCGGUGUCGUCGAGUCAACAAGAUCCCAAUGAAGUUAUUACCAUACAUCCCGAUACAUGUCCUACUGCGGCAACGGCAGCUGCCGCACGAACCGCAGUUGGUGGCAGUACUGUCACUACCAAUGUCCCUAAUGCUGCCAACGACAAUGACUCAUCCAAUAAUGAGCUUGGAGUGAACGAAACCGCGCAUAUAACACGUUUCCCCCGCCUAAAAGCAUGCAAAGAAAGUUGUUGUUCCGAACUAGCGCAGAAAAUGUAUUUUGGAGUUUGCGUUACAAUAUUGGUAACAGCGUCAUGGGUGGGUGCAACGCAUUGCAUUAAGUUUUUAUAUUUAAAUCGCAGUUCUUAUAUGCUCGAUAAUAUCGACGACAUCGAUAAGUCAACGGAUGAUUUAGUUAAUAUAAUGGGUGAUGACGAUGACGCUCUAUUGCCGAUAAGCGAUAAUUCAUUGGGUGUCGUGGCCGAUGUUGAAGACGCUACAAAAAUCUUCCAUAUACCGGAACCGGCUGUACAAACAAACGUCUUUCGUGCCCCGUUUUUCGCUGCUUGGUUUUUUACAAACUUUUCAUUCUUAUUCUUUCCGAUUUACGUACUAGGGAGAGUUUCGUUAAGAAAAUGUGAUAAACCCGGUGAAAUAUUAGGCGACGUUUUACGAGGUUUUCGUGAUCGUGGUUUCACUGUAGGUCGUUUCCUUAAUCGCUGCCUGUCGUUUUGUGUGCUGUGGCUUUUGACCACUUAUUUAUAUACAUUAUCACUGCGUGCUUUAUUUGCCACCGACGCUAUGGCAUUGUUUGCCACCAAUGUUGCCUGUGUCUAUUUACUAUCUUGGGUUAUUUUGCAUGAGCAAUUUGUGGGAGUGCGGAUUGUUGCGGUUAUAUUAUGUGACACUGGCAUCGCGUUGCUAGCCUAUAUGGACGGUAUUACUGAGAGCGAAACAUUAAGCGGCGUAGUAUUGGCUACGUUAGCGGCUGCUUGCUAUGCGGUAUUCCGGGUGAUGUUUCGCAAAGUGAUGGGCGAUCCACCAGUGGGCCAGAUUGCGUUCACAUUUACUACAUUGGGAUUUUUAAAUGCAUUGCUCAUAUGGCCUGUUUGUGUGGCCUUGUAUUUUACCGGCACAGAAUCUAUGCCCUCAGAUCGUAUGCCCUGGAUAAUAUUAUUGAUUGCUAGCAUUCUGCUACUAGUCUUUCAUAUAUUAAUGCAAUUUAGUUCUGCUGUUACCUAUAAUAUGUUUGUUACGUUAGGUUUAAUUACGGCAGUACCAGUUUCGGGAGCUUUGGAUGUAGUUCUAUAUGGUGCGACAUUCGCUGGCAUGAAACUGGCUGGUGUCAUACUAAUAGCGGUGGGUUUCUUUUUGGUUAUGUUCCCAGAGAAUUGGCCCGACUACAUAACACGGCUAUUAAGAAAAAGUGGUCGUGCUAUACUACGUUACCAGUGUUGUUGUGAAUUAGCUGAUAUUCAUUAUAAUCACUCGAAAUAUCAUCUUGUUGGGUCACAAUGCGAGAUGGGGUCGAGGUCCUCGCCACGGUUCGUUAGCCGGUCAGCAUCCCACCAUUAUCGAUUAUCGGACGGGAUACAUAAGGUCCCAUCUACGGUCACCCUCUGGCCGUGUGAGAUGACUGAUUUAUCGCCAACUGGUUUUUUACAUCACAGCAAUCAUCAUAAACAAAAUCAACAGCAACAGCAACAACAACAGCAACAACAAUUACUACAAUACCAUUCAUCACCACGACAACGACAAUCAAGUCAAUCUUUAUCAUCACUCGGUGGCCAUCAUUGCUCAAGUACACCCAGUAGUACUGGUGUUCGUCCUCCACCUGUCGGCAGUGGUGGUGGACGCUUGUUUUCAUACUUUGGCAGCGAUCAUGAACAUGAACGCAAAAAGUCGGAAACCUCAUUCUUCAAUUUGGGAUUUCGUCGUAAAUCAACUGUCGUUUAUUACGCGGCCACCGAUUAA
Molecule: messenger RNA, 2465 nt
Organism: Glossina fuscipes
Lineage: Eukaryota; Metazoa; Arthropoda; Insecta; Diptera; Glossinidae
Product: putative thiamine transporter SLC35F3
Exons: 10
Coding region: 354-2465 (703 amino acids)
Source: RefSeq, a predicted model, not a curated record